AUGUCAAAUGGAACACCUGACACGCCUGAAGGCCAGAUGGGCUCGUCCAAGCGAUCCAGUUCACCUUCUUCCAUCGGUUCAUUGGAAGCGGUAGAUCGAGUCGAGGAAGACCUCAAUUUAACAGAAAGCUCCCGGGCUACUGGGUAUAUGGGCAAGAGCUCAGAGAUUACCUGGAUGGGCCGGGUGCAGGAAGAGGCAGAACAGCGCAAUCGCGGUCAAUCGCCAAAGGCCAUACCCAAAGACCACCCCGGUGACAAAAUUUCUCCAUCCACGGUCAACUACCAUGUUGAUGACCUUGGUGUUGAUGCACCUGGACCAGUGCAAAUGUAUUGGGUCCCUCCGCGACAGGUGGCAGAUAAUCUGUUUGAAACAUAUUUGGUCGCAGUUCAUCCGCAUUUCCCCAUCAUCAAUAGCACUCUGUUUUCCACCCAGUAUAGAGACUUCUUCGAUGAUAUAUUUUAUGCGGGUGAUAAAUGGAUGGCAAUAUUGAACAUGAUCUUCGCCAUUGCAACGGAAUUCUUAUAUAACAGUGAUGCGACACAGCGGAGGGACAUCAAAGACCACCUCUUCUACUUAACACGAGCUAGAAUGCUGAGCAUGGGCGGUGAUAGUUUAUUCGAACAUCCCGAUCUUCAGCAAGUGCAAAUAGAGGGCCUAAUUGCAUUUCACAUGCUAUCUACAAACCAGAUUAAUAGGGCGUGGAGAAUCUCAGCUCUAGCAAUUCGGUCAGCCACCUCCCUUGGCAUCAACCUGAAGAGCAGUUGCCAUAAAAUGCUGGGUGUGUCGAAGGAGAUAGGCUGCCGCAUUUGGUGGUGUCUUUACACGGUCGAACACACGCUAGGCUCAAUGACUGGUCGGGCAACCUCAAUUUCGACCAAUAUGUAUACCACCCAACUACCUCUUCCCUUUGACGAACAUCAUUUGUCCGAGCCAUCAGCUAGACUGCUUCUUGAUAACUUCGAUAUAAGAGAAAAACAAGUGGACAUGGCUAUGACUAGCCCACACAUUCGCUAUCCCGAUCGUCAACAGACUGAAGAUGCACUAGCUGGGCGCUCGUGGCUUCAAAGUCUGCCAGUCAAUUCCAGUCUUUAUUUCUUGUACUCCUGUGAUCUCACAGUCGUGAACCAAGAAAUCUUAGACCACGUUUAUUCAGCGGAGAGUGCGACGGUAUCAUGGGACGAUAUUAAGGGUAGCAUUAGUCGGCUGAAGGCAACCGUCGAUGCAUGGUUAUCGACUCUUCCACCCGGACUGGAUUUCACUUCUAUGAAAGAAGAAAACGAGAAGACCUACUGGGCAAAAACAAACUUGGCAUUCCACUACCAUAGCACACGCAUCGUGCUAGGUCGGCCAUGUCUCUGCCGACACAUGCCACAUCAGGAUGACAAACGACGGAGGAGUCUCGACCACCAAGGAUUUAGCCACGAAAUGGCUGUCAUGACCCUGGAAUCGGCUAUGAACAUGCUCGAUUUGUUGCCUGACGAGCCGAAUACUGCCCAUUUAUAUAAGUUUUGCCCAUGGUGGUGUUUCCUUCACUACAUAAUGCAGACAGCAACGGUCAUAAUUUUGGAGCUGUCGUUUCGCUGUGUGCACUUGCCAGGCCGAGAAAGCAGUCUGAUUCGGUCCGCGAAUAAAUCUGUCCGGUGGCUUCAUAUGAUGUCCACGCAUUGCAUCGCGUCACAUCGUGCAUGGCAACUUUGUGAAAGUGCAGUUCGUCGAUUGGUGUCUAGCAUGGGGUACGACGAUGGCGAGAUACCACAUCCUCCAAAUAAACAGGGUCAUAACCUGUCUGGUGAUCAUGUCGGCCCUGUGCAACCUUCACAGCGGGAUGGAGGCGUUGACGGUAAACAGGACUUGCCUUACAAUGGUCAAUAUCCAUCGUCAAUACUCUCUCAUGAAAGCCAUACCAUGAAUCAUUCCACCAAGGACGCGGAUCUCACGGGUUCUUGGGUGCCUGUAUCUUUAUCUACGCCAAGUACUCAAGAACAAACUGUAGGCGAUGGAAAUUUCCCUUAUGACCCAAUUAGCGAGGAGUUUAUUCGUUAUUUCUUUCCUUCGAUGGACGGAGAGGAAAAGCCGAGCGGCGAGAAUUAUCCAUUCUGA
Messenger RNA from Penicillium crustosum, 2100 nucleotides. Its product is annotated as fungal specific transcription factor domain-containing protein. The transcript has 2 exons. The coding region runs from base 1 to 2100 and encodes 699 amino acids. Gene Ontology annotation, biological process: DNA-templated transcription. NCBI's taxonomy places the organism in Eukaryota, Fungi, Ascomycota, Eurotiomycetes, Eurotiales, Aspergillaceae. Gene Ontology annotation, molecular function: DNA binding; zinc ion binding. The record is from RefSeq and is a predicted model, not a curated record.